Labrus mixtus (cuckoo wrasse) is the source of this 3451-nucleotide messenger RNA. It is a transcript of the gene alcama, whose product is annotated as activated leukocyte cell adhesion molecule a. Gene Ontology annotation, biological process: cell adhesion. The record is from RefSeq and is a predicted model, not a curated record. Gene Ontology annotation, cellular component: plasma membrane. The transcript is spliced from 16 exons. NCBI's taxonomy places the organism in Eukaryota, Metazoa, Chordata, Actinopteri, Labriformes, Labridae. The coding region runs from base 177 to 1865 and encodes 562 amino acids.
UCACCUGCGCUGCCUUCACUGCCUGACGGACUUUGGUAUGUUUCGGACUUUCCACGCCUCUUCACCAUAAAAACGGAAGACAUUACUCCGGCACAUAUUUGUACAGCUCGAAAGGACUUGCGCUCCACUUUUGUUGAAGCACAGCACAGGAGUGUACAAAGCCCGAGUGAUACUUCAUGAGGAUGGAUUCAGCUUGUUUCCUGUUACUGGCUUUCAUUAGCGCCGGGACGCUGCUCCAAGUGUUGGCUACUGAAAAUGUGACUGCUUUGUAUGGAGAGACCAUUGUAAUACCAUGCAAUGGUCGCACUCCAGCACCAAAGGAUCUGAUGUUCAUCAAGUGGAAAUAUGAAAAAGAUGACGGCACUCUCGGUGAUUUGUUGAUCAAACAGGUUCGCAGCGAGCAAGCAAUAAUUCAGGCCACAGACAGUUAUGCUCAGCGGGUCAGCACUGAUGACAAGUUCAACCUGCUGAUCAGUCAGGCCACACUCAAAGACCAGAAGACCUUCACCUGCAUGGUGGUGUCAGACACCAAUCUUAUGGAGUACCCCACCUCGGUUGUUGUUUACAAGAAUCCAUCUUCAGUGCAGAUUAUGGACAAGCCUGAGGUACUGGAGAAGGACAAACCUGUGAUGUUGGGAACAUGUGUUGCAGCAGAGGCGAACCCUGCUGCUACAAUCACAUGGACGAGGAAUGGAAAGCCCUUGGUAGCUGAUGGGAAAGCAGUUGUGAUCAACCCCAGCAUUAAGCUUGAUCCAGCCACAGGCCUGUCCACCACCUCCUCCACCCUCCAGUAUGCAGCCACCAAGGAAGAUAUUGGUGCAGUCUUUGUCUGCGUGUCCACACACAAACUGACCAAUCAGGAAGCUGUAUUGGAGCCCUUCCCCAUUCACUAUCCAUCAGAGAAGGUUAGCCUUCAAAUAAUGUCCAAGGGGCCCAUAGUGGAAGGAGACAAUGUGACGCUGAAGUGUCAUGCUGACGGCAACCCUCCACCCAAGUCCUUCUUCUUCUACUUAAAGGGCCAAAAAGCGCUGGUGGAAAAUUCCGACACCUAUUCUUUGAUUGCUGUCAGAAGAGAGGCUGCAGGAGAAUACAAAUGCUCCCUGGCUGACAACGAGAUAUUGGAAGCCACCCAAAGUAUUUCUGUGAGCUACCUGGACCUGAGUCUAAGUCCAACUGGAAACAUUGUGAAGACAGUAGGAGACACCUUGUCUGUGAAGGUGGAAAAGAUUUCCUCGGGUGAUACCAAAGUGUCAUGGACAAAGAAUGGAAAGCCUUCAAAAGAGCCAGAGUUUAACAAGUUGACCUAUGCUGAUGGAGGAAUCUAUGUAUGUGAGGUUUCCAUGAGCAGUCUCUCACAUCGUCAGAGCUUUGAACUGGUGGUAGAAGGAAAGCCUGUGAUCACCAGCCUAACCAAACACCGUGCUGAUGAUGCCAAGUACAUAGUCCUGACCUGUGAGGCUGAGGGAGUACCAAGACCCACUUUUCAGUGGAACGUCAACAACACAAACGAGGAGAGCUCUUACAUCAAUGGCAAGGCAACCCAUAAAAUAACUGUGGUCCCAAAUGUGAACCUGACUGUCAUCUGCAGUGUCUCUAACAAGCUGGGGGAGGACUUCAGUGCCAUCAAUGUUACCUCAGUUGUUCCAGAGAGAAAACAGCAACAAGACCCUAAGGAGGAUUCAGGGGACCAAGCAAAGCUCAUAGGAGGCGUCAUGGGCGGACUUCUCAUAGCUGCUCUUGUGGUGGGACUCAUCUACUGGCUCUACAUGAAAAAUUCAAGACAAGGAAGCUGGAAAACUGGUGAAAAGGAGACAGGAACACCUGAGGAGAGCAAGAAACUAGAGGAUAACAAUCAGACAGUUUGAAGACUGUGCUACAUGGGAUAAAAGAGGAAGAAGCAGGUGGAAAACCAACUGUCAUCAUUAAACACACAGACUUCCUGUUGGCCGCUGAUGCACUCAAUAAGUUUCCAGAUACCAAGAACCAAGUCCUGUCACCAGCCUGCUGUCCCCCCUUACUGUUUGAAGUCCACACUGAGGCCGCCACGUCACUGUGUCAUUCUUUCUUUCUUCUUUUUUAUUUGUGUUUCUAGUCAAUACUCCUUGUUAUGUUGUUGGAGACAUUCUGUUAGAUUUUUUGGUUGGAGCUCUGACUAGUUACAGUAUUUUUUUUUGUAUUUCUUUGGUUUGUUCUAGAAUGCCUGAGUUAAGGCCUGAAUAAACAUUAUGUGUCUGUCCUGGCUGAGCAUGCCAACAUUUUGACUUUGUACUUGUGCGCUGUGUGCCUUUAUGUGGCUGUGCUCAGAGAAAUAGACACUUCACUGCUGUAUCACCCUGACCGAAACUGUUACCACAAUGACCUCGACAUAUCAUAACCGCCUGACACUCUGUCACUGUGCCUACCCUAAUAACAAACUGUGUUUGACACAUGGAGCAACAUGAUACAGAAGAAAUUUUGGUGAAAGACUUUAUUUUAGUCUCAAAUGUGAUUCUUUUACUUUAUUUUUCAUCUAAUUGAAGAUUUAAAAGAGAAAGAAAAAGCAAUUGGAAAAGAGCAACAAGUUAGAAAUCCAACAGCAUUGUGUUCUUAAUGUCUUAUAAAUUCAUGUUUUAGUUUGAUACACUACAUGUCAUGUUAAUGUCUUUACCUCACUGUUUCUCUGUUCUUUUACCAACCCUUCAAGGCUGGGAUCAGGGUUUUGGAGAAAGUUGAUUUUAUCUUUAAUGUUAUCUUUUUAUGCUUCAUUGUGUACAUUUCUUAUGUAUUUACCUGGAUGGUGAUACUGCAGCAUGCACAUUUUUUAGGUACUGAAUGUUUGAACUUCUUUGUGUUCAUUGGUUUCAUUAUCAGAACAGGACUCUUAGCUUGUGAAGGAUGACCCAAACUGAAGACAGUAGUUGAAAUGUAGAGACUAGUAAAGCUGCUUGUUCUCUGGAUUUACAUUUACAUGACCCAAUGGGCCAGCAAAGAGAAGGACUUGAAAAGACAGUUAGAGUAUUGAUAACAGUAGUUCAGUUCAUAGUUAGCUAAGCAAUGGUUCAUUUUGAAAUAUGAUAUUUUGCAGAAAACAUAUACAUAUUUAUGAUUUAUGUAGUUUUUCUAUCUAUUUUGACAGAAGCAUCAACAUGUCACCUCAUUCUCAUUUACCUUUGUUCUUUCACUGGAUGAAACCCAUUACCAAUAGUAAAGCUUUGAGUAUUUAUCUAAUAAUGUCAUUAGGAAAGGAAUGUUUUUUUCAGAUCUCUUGUUUUUUAAACUGUCAAAUUUACCAAUGAAGCUUUUUCACAAAUGGUUGCAAAAUGUUAUGAAACUGUUCUAUCAUGACGUUUGUUGCUUUCAAGUAAUCAGGUAAACAGUGAAACCAAAGAAGAAAAAGGCUUUAGUUGUAAAUACAGACAGACUUUGUUUUCUGUUUUUGAUUGUUGUCAAUAAAGUGUCAAUAAAACAAAAA